Molecule: messenger RNA, 4943 nt
Organism: Coregonus clupeaformis (lake whitefish)
Lineage: Eukaryota; Metazoa; Chordata; Actinopteri; Salmoniformes; Salmonidae
Product: E3 ubiquitin-protein ligase TRIM36
Exons: 11
Coding region: 260-2569 (769 amino acids)
Molecular function (GO): zinc ion binding; protein binding
Source: RefSeq, a predicted model, not a curated record
GUGAGGGCGGGGUUACGCAUCAAGUAUGAUUUCUCUUGAUAAAUCUUGCUAAAAUUUCUCUUCAAGCAGCUGGGGCAUGAAUUGUAUGCUACAUAGGCUGUUCGAUGUACUGAGGAUGAAGAAGCAACCAUAUUUCUCCGAAUGUGACGUUCUCUCUUUGGGAAGCCAUUCGAUUUUUACAGUAUUAGUUACACUAUUUAUUUGUUAUUGACCCAUUGUUAAUUAUAUUCCCUGCAUCUUGUCAACAUUAUCAGUCAUUAUGUCGGAUACCGAGGAUAAUCAGGAUAUGUUACCGAGUUUGGUCGAGCAGAUAGUCCAGCGAAUAACAGCGGGAGAGGUCCCUAUCAAGAGUAUUGAGCGGGAGCUCAUUUGUCCGAUCUGCAAGGAGCUGUUUACGCACCCCCUCAUCUUGCCCUGUCAGCACAGCGUUUGUCACAAGUGUGUCCGAGAGCUGCUGCUAUUGAACCAUGAGGAUUCUUUCGAUGCAGGCUCCGAGUGUUCCCUCCCUGGGAGCCCAGGGCCUCGAUCCAGAGUGCCCUCGCCAAGCAUGGAGAGGCUGGAUAGGCUUGCAAGAUCAGCCACACUGCAGAGAAGGUCGUUUGGGAGGAGAGGUAGACGCGGGUUCCAUUUUUUGAAUAGCUGUAGUAGCUCUAUCUCCUCACCGGGAUGGAGGCGUGGCUCUGUGACCCCCCGCAUCACCACCUUCCCGUGCCCGGGUUGCCAACACGACGUGGACCUGGGCGAGCGGGGCAUGAGCAUGCUCUUCCGGAACUUUACCCUGGAGAGCAUCGUGGAGCGCUACCGGCAGGCGGCCCGCGCUGCCGUGGCGGUCAUGUGCAACAUGUGCAAGCCGCCCCAGCAGGAGGCUACCAAGAGCUGCAUGGACUGCAAGGCCAGCUACUGCAACGAGUGCUUCAAGUUCCACCACCCCUGGGGCACCCCCAAAGCCCAGCACGAGUACGUGGGGCCCACCAUGAACUUUAGGCCCAAGGUGCUGAUGUGUCCAGAGCACGAGAUGGAGAAGGUGAACAUGUACUGCGAGGUGUGCCGGCGUCCGGUCUGUCACCUGUGCAAGCUGGGAGGCUCCCACGCCAACCACAAAGUCACAACCAUGAGUAGCGCCUACAAGAUCCUCAAGGAGAAGCUAUCAAAGGCUAUCCAUUACUUAAUCAGCAAAGAGGACCAAGUGAAGACUCAAAUUUCCCACCUGGAGGUGUUGAUCAAUGAAACCGAGGAGAACGGCCAGUUGGCGGAGCGUCGGACCAACGAGCACUUUGAGCGACUGUUCGAGACCCUCCAGGAGAGGAAGUCUGAGAUGCUGCGCUCCAUCGAGCAGUCGAGGACGCGGCGUCUGGACCAGCUCCGGGGCCAGGUGGACGAGUACCAGGGCAUGCUGGAGAACAGCGGCCUGGUGGGUUACGCCCAGGAGGUCCUCAAGGAGACGGACCAGUCCUGCUUUGUUCAGACUGCCAAGCAGCUGCACACCAGGAUCGCGAAAUCCACCGAGACUCUGAGGACAUUCCACCCUGUGGCCGACCCCUCCUUUGACGAGUUUGUGCUGGACACUUCCAGAGAGGAGACCCUGCUGAAGGAACUUUGUUUUGGUGGAGUCCCUGACCCUCCCAUCAUCGAUCUGUCCCGCAGUCGUGUCUACAACGAAGGCCUGGUGUGCUGGCAGUUGGCUGAGGACACCCUGGCCACAGACCACCAGGUGCUGGAGUACAGGAGGCUGGGUGUCGAGCAGGACGAGGAGGAGGGCGGCUGGCGCCCCACAGUCCCGGUGUACGGCCCCAGCACAGUGGUGUGCGACCUGGAGGCCGACAGCCUCUACUCGUUCAGAGUCCGCAGCUGUCGCAACUCCAUCUACAGCCCCUAUAGCCCAGAGGUCACCUUCCACACACCACCUGCCCCUGUGUUUGGCUUCCUGUUCAACGACAAGUGCGGCUUCAGCUCGGAGCGGCUGACGUUGAGUAAGCGGCGUGACUCGGUGGAGAGUGCGGCCGGCAUGGCCUUCCUGCUGGCUGCUGAGCGUGUGCAGACGGGCAGCUACAUGGGCCUGGAUUACAUCAUCGGUGACACGGGCAUCUCUCAGGGCAGACACUACUGGGCCUUCCGCGUGGAGCCCCACUCCUACCUGGUCAAGGUGGGCGUGGCCUCUGAUUCCAAGCUGCUGGAGUGGAUGCACAACCCCCGGGACACUAGUAGCCCCAGGUACGACCACGACAGUGGGCACGACAGUGGCAGCGAGGACACGUGCUACGAUCUGUCCCAGCCCUUCACCCUGCUCACCGUGGGCAUGGGCAAAGUGUUCAUCCCCAAAGCGUCUCUCCCCUCCGCUGCCGCCGGCAACGACCACGGCAACCGGGUGCUGCCCAUGCCCCAGCGCAUUGGUGUGUGCCUGGACUACGAGGCGGGCCGUGUCUACUUCUACGAUGCAGACACCAUGAGAAGCCUUUACGAGCGGCAGGUGGACUGCUCCGGUACCAUGUACCCCGCCUUUGGCCUCAUGGGUAGUGGCAAGGUCCAUCUAGAGGAGUUCAUCACGGCAAAGCGACUGUCGUAUAUGUGAGAUGUUGGGCCUUCCACACACCAAAGGGUCUCGCUCUCUCAACACUUGCCUUUGAGCUCAAGUUCCUCUCUGUCUCUGCUUUCAGUCAGGUAUAUUUUUGUAGUGGUUUGUUUGUGUGUGUAUGAACGUACUAUUUCAUUUUAUUAUCAUCAUGCCAUUUCUUUGUUUUAAUGAACACCUAUUUAUGUAGUAAAAUGUAGCCAAGAGAAACCAGAAGAGCCUUGCAGCUAGUCCUACUCCUGUGCCUUUCAUGAUAAAUAGGUCUUCUAGCAAAUGCUGUAAUUUGUCUAAUAAUAACUGGUCAUCACUUACAAGGGUGAGAGAGUGUCACAAGGACCCCUCGGUCGAGAAACAUCGCUACCAAAAACGGAGACAAAACGUAUACCUAAUCAAUGUCCUUUGACAAGAGUCACGGUCAACACCAGUUGGCUAGACCACAUUCAAUUUGGACACAUUCUCUCACAGGUGUUUAUUUUGUAUUUUUUUGAUUGCAUAAAAAAAAAAAAAAAAACCUUGUACAUUCUCUCACUACUUCAAUGCAGAGCACAUUUAUCUGAAUUGUAACACUAGGCAUUCACAUACAGGGUGGAAUUCUAAUGUAAAUCAUGCAUUGGUGUCAACUUUUGGAAAUGUGAGUUGACACGGGCCGAUCUCAAGUUCUCACCGAUUAGUUGUUAAUCACAAAAUGUUGACAUGAAUUAAUUAAACUCUCACACGGCUGUCUCGAUGCAGUUGUUCAACAGCAGUGAAUGUUUUCUUUUUAGCACCAAGAAUGUGAAACCUCAGAAACCCCACAGGUUCUCACUACACACAUUCUUCCAAGUUCCUUUCUUAACUACUUCAUAUUAGAAAAUUAUACAGAAUUUACAGCCAGUUGUUACGCAAGUUGUUGAUUGGCUCUUGAGAAUCAAGAGGGUGCAGCAUUUCAGAACGUUCAGAUAGAAAAUAUAUUAAGUCAACCGAUCAGAAUCUCUUUACUCUAGAAAAGGGUGUCUUUUUGACUCUAUACAUUACUUUGAUCUCAUUCUGCACGUUUCACCCUACUGAAUACACCCCUGGUCAGCUCUGGCUUUCCUACAUGGGUUUCUGGACAGGAAUAUCUGUAGAUCCAGUCAUGUUUGUGUUUUGUUGAGGGUAAGGGUAAUCGGUGCGUGUUUUCUCAGGUUUGUGGGCCCUUAUGCUACCUACCUCCUGUCGGCCCUGGAAAUCCUUUUAAAACUAUACCUUCCUCCUCGGAACAGGACUUAACUUUCCUUUGCAGCUUCCAUAAAUACAUUACAAUUUUAUUAUACCGUAAUAUAUUAGCCUUUAAGAUUGUUCAUAUCCAAUAAUAAACUGGAAUUAACUUUUUUUCAUUUUAACCUCGAUGUACAUAUCUAGUGUGACAUUUUCCGUCAAAUAAAACCUAGAUCUGCAAUUUAUUCUCUGUUUGUAUGUGCUGUGAAGUUUCUUAAGGCUUAAAGAAACUUGAAAGAUUUGGGUAAUUGGUGGAAAAUUGUAAUUGGAACUAGAUGUAAUCGUGUCUGACUGAAUUUGUGAAGUGAGCAUUUAAAAACCGAACACACACAUCCCCCUUUCUGUGUUUGAUGUGUUUAGGUCCAUUUGAGUGUGGCGUUUCCUAGAAUUUGUGGUGUUAUUUGGUUGUUGCUUAUCUGAAUCAUAUAAGGUCAUGUUGAGUAACAACAUAAUCUGUCGUUUUAAACUGAAUUCCUAUUUACUUUCAAAUUGGUGCGCAUAAUUCAGAGUAAUUCUCUACCAUUCCUUUUCGGGCACAACACCUCUACCUGUUCCUUUUGAAAUGACUGGAACACCUUUAAAAAGUCUAUGCACUUAAUUAACAGGUUCAGGGUUGUUUAUUCAUCACAGAAUGCAUUAUUAUAUACAGAACAAACUGAAUGUCUCGUAGGUUAGGUGUUUGUGUUAAUUUGCUUAUCUUGGGUCAAGUCACUGGUGGCCACAGCAGCUGUGUCUUUCACUGUCGAUGUAUGGUAGAGGUUUACUAUAGUGCGUUUAUUCUAGCGACAUAUCACUGCUGAUUUUUAGAAAAGGGAAUCAUAUGGCUUUCGGUAGUAAGUUAAACCAAAUAUUCUGCAGACUCUUAAUCUAAUGGUUCGAGCUAGCACUUUAAACUGUAGUGUGUAUGCAUGCCUCUCGGCUGUGCAGGUCUGUAUGAAUUGGUGUGCAAUAUUACGUAGACUGCAGGAAGUAGACCUGUUGUAUUCUCCUACUGUAAGUAAUGGGAUGUGAUGUUUGCUUUCUGUGAGUAAAUGCUUUAAUGAACAUGAAGCUUUGUCGGUCAUCAGAUUCUUGAAAUACUAAGCUUUUUUUAUUUGCUGUUUGGGGAUUUGUAUGAAAUAAACUAGUGUGUUUUAAA